GGCGAUAAAGGAAUUAAUUAAAGAAAGAAAGAACACUGCCUAAAGAAAAACAUUUUUUUCUUAAUAAUGAUAUUGUUCUCUCCAGGGAAGAGGAACGACAGUGCGUAAUGUUCGUUCAUUUGAGAGAGUCAGUCGCCGCCCCACUAAAAGAAAAAAAAAAAAUCUUAUUUUUUUCUUCUAUUCUUCUGGGUAGACAUUAGGACCGCGCAGACUCUACGGCUGGAGCGGUACAUUACUCCAGUGUACAUGCCCUAAACAACGGGGAACGGGGGGAUCGACCCGGAGAUUUUUUUCACCGACGACUUUUUGCACUUCUAAUCUGGAGGAACUGGUGUGAAUGGAGUUCACGAAUCCCUUCCUCAGCCCUGAGCACACUGAAUCAACUUAAAUCAUAUCUUCUCUGAACACAGAAGAGUGUGGGUCACUUUUUGGCUUUUUCCGUUUGAUGAGGACCCACUGUUGAUCUUGUAUCCCCCUCUCUCUUUGUGCGCCCUCCCGGUUCUCCAUUCGCCAGACGCGAAGCAGCAGAGCCGCAUCACCAUCAUCAUCAUCAACAACGGCGCUCGCGCUGCUGCUUCUGAGUCCCUGCGCGUGCAGUCAGGACCCGUGCGACCCGCUAUCCCACCACCAUGAAUUCGGAUAUUAACAUGUAUUUGGGACGAGAGAAGGCGGGAAUCAUGCGAAAAAGAGCCUUGCUACUCAGGAAGGGCUGCAGUUUCGAAAUAACGAGCUCAGCGUCAGAGGAUCUCGGAUGCAGGAGAGGAGAAUUCAGCCGGAAACACUAUGGAUCAGUUGAACUGCUCAUCUCCAGUGAUGCAGAUGGGGCCAUACAGAGAGCUGGCAGAUUCAGAGUGGAGAAUGGUUCAAUCGAUGAAAUCUCUGACUACACGCCUGGAACGUGGAGGAGAACUGAUGUCCAUCUGGAGAACCCAGAGUACCACACCAGAUGGUACUUCAAGUACUUCCUGGGAAAAGUUCAUCAAAACUACGUGGGCACAGAUGCAGAGAAAAACCCUUUCUUUCUGUCUGUGGUUCUGUCAGACCAGAACAACCAGAGGGUCCCGCAGUAUCGAGCCAUCCUCUGGCGCAAGACGGGUACUCUGAAAAUCAGCCUUCCAUACAGCCCAACAAAAACACUAUCAGUUAAAUCCAUAUUAAGUGCCAUGAAUGUGGAUCGUUUUGAGAAGGGCCCGAGGGAAAUCCUCAACCCAGAGAUUCAGAAGGACUUACUGGUGCUGGAGGAGCAAGAGGGAAGCGUUAACUUUAAAUUUGGUGUUCUUUAUGCCAAGGACGGACAGUUGACAGAUGAUGAAAUGUUCAGCAAUGAAAUGGGAAGUGAGACCUUUGAGAAAUUUCUGAAUCUCCUUGGUGAUACGAUCUGUCUACAGGGCUGGGCAGGGUACCGAGGAGGACUCGACACUAAGAACGACACUACAGGAAUAAAUUCUAUCUACACAGUCUAUCAGGGUCACGAGCUCAUGUUCCACGUUUCCACCAUGUUACCUUAUUCUAAAGAGAACAAGCAACAGGUAGAGAGGAAGAGACACAUUGGGAACGACAUCGUGACCAUCGUGUUUCAGGAGGGAGAUGACGCCUCGCCGUCCUUUAAACCCUCCAUGAUUCGCUCCCAUUUCACACAUAUUUUUGCCUUAGUUCGAUAUAAUAGCCAGAAUGAUAGUUAUAGGUUGAAGAUUUUCUCAGAGGAAAGUGUGCCACUUUUUGGUCCCCCUCUCCCUUCCCCACCAGUGUUCACGGACCAUCAGGAGUUCAGGGACUUUUUACUAGUUAAAUUAAUAAAUGGAGAAAAAGCCACUCUUGAGACCCCCACUUUUGCUCAGAAACGUCAGCGUACACUGGACAUGCUGAUCAGAUCCCUGUACCAGGAUCUCAUGCCUGACAUGCACAAGGUUCCCUUCUCUCCGCAGAACAUGCUGAAUCGACGCUCAUUCAGCGAUGUCCUGCCAGAGUCACCUAAAUCCGCCCGGAAAAAAGAGGAGGCACGUCAGGCUGAGUUCGUUAGGGUGGGACAGGCCUUAAAGCUAAAAACUAUAGUUCGAGGUGAUGCGCCCACCAGUCUAGUCACCACUGGCCUUUGCAGGAAAGAGCCAUGGGAGUCACAGUCGUUCUGCAGCAGCUUCCCUUAUGAUAUAGUCUGUGGAGACUCAUGGGGUCAGUCAUUACUGGUCGCCACAGAUUCAGCAGGAGUCAUGCUGCUGGAGGCUUCAGAUCCGCUGUUCUCCAAUGCAGAUUCACCAACCCUGCCUCCGGUGCAGGUAUUUGACAAAACCUUGACCGUCAAACAAAUGCACGUGCUUGAACCUCAGGACCUCCUCAUUGCAAGAGCAGACAAAGGGAAGGAUGCUCGACUGUAUGUUUACAGACUGAGCACACUCAAACAAGGUAUAGAGGAGCGACAGCUCGUCCGCACCAAGUGUGACAGUCGAGAGAACAAGCUUGAGAAAACCAAAGGCUGCCAUCUCUACUCCAUAAACACACAUCAUGGAGUGGAGCUCAGAAUUGUUGCGGCGAUAAGAAACAAGCUCCUUCUGAUCACCAGGAAACAGUCACGGCUCGAAUGUGUCAGCUCUAUCGCUACAGUCACAGGGAGCACAGACUCACCCGUAGAAGAGUUCCAGUACAUACGGGAGAUCUGCUUAUGUGACUCUCCGGUGGUGAUGGCACUGGUUGAUGGCCCGACAGGAGAGAAUGAUCACAUGAUUUGUGUGGCCUACAGACAUCAGUUUGACUUGAUCAACGAGAGCACUGGAGACGCCUACAGACUACAUCAUGUAGAUUCCAACCGGGUCAACUUUGUUGCUGCCAUAGACGUUUAUGAAGAUGGAGAGGCUGGACUUCUUCUUUGCUAUAACAAUAUCUGCGUCUAUAAGAAGGUGUGUCCGUUUAAUGGAGCCACACCCAUGAUUCAGCCCAACACUUCAGACUUUCAUUUUAGCUGGAACCAAAUGCCUAAUGCUACUGUGUGUGCAUUCCCAUAUAUACUCGCAUUCACCACAGACUCCAUAGAGAUCCGGCUAGUCGUUAAUGGAAACCUAGUUUAUACAGCUGUUGUUCCAGAAUUGCAGUUGACUGCAUCAAGAUCUGAUAUCUAUUUCAUCUCCUCAGCGCCUAUAAACUCUGCCUCUAACUGUAGCUCCAGAGACACUAGUUCCCAGAGUUCCCCUCAGACACCCACCGGCUAUGAGAUGCCUGUCUUCCCUUCACCGCUUGGAGAUGAUUGUAUUCGGAUCCCCUACGGCACCAAGCUUUCCCUCUACAUGUCUAAAGACUCUGAAGGUGAAACUCAAUCAAAACACAUCUAUAAGAUCCCUCUGAGUAACCUAGUUGGAAGGAGCAUAGAAAGGCCCCUCAAGUCUCCUCUGGUCAAUAAAGUGCUCACGGCACCGGCCCCCAGCAUGACCGGGCCUGCGCCCAUGAUCGGCAGCACCACCUCCCUCUCGCUGUCUCGCAUGGAGAUCAAAGAAAUUGCCAGCCGCACACGAAAAGAGCUGCUGGGUUUGACUGAGGAGCCCAGCAGUAAAGCAGAUGGCAACUCAGUGAAACAGAGAAGAAUGAGCAAGAAAAACAAAGAGGAAGAGCAGAAGAGAACAGCAGAGAUCAGCAUCGCCGAGCAAGUGGGCAUGGAGUCUGUAGAUGGAGAAACUGACAUCCAGCAGCUCUGUCCAUCUGGCUCAGAGGUGGAGGUGCGAGAUGACAGUCCACCCACAGCCAACCCUUUCACCUUCUCCACAUCGUUUGAGGAUGAUAUUUUGGACCUUAAGUGAUGACAAUCACAGUCUGUGGAUUAAAAUGCGCCUCUCACCUUAUUCAUCUUCCUACCUUUUACUUUAUAUCACUCUUCUCAUUGUGUUACGUCCUUCUCCCGCAGUCUGUCCACUCAUCUGUGUGCAAAUCAGUCCCCAGAGUUUACAGUGUGGCGAUGUCAAAAUUCACUCCUGGUGGAUGGAUGCAUGUGUGUGUGCGUAUGAUCCUGUUUAUUGGAAAGAUAGAAAUACAACUAAUUAUUAGCGACCAUUUCAGAAUUCUGCUUAGAGUAAAAACAAAACUGACCAAAAAUGCUGAAAAUGCCGAAGAAUCUGAAUUCUGUUUGAUUUCGUUUCUAUUAUGGAUUAGACACAUUCUCCUUCCGCUUUAAGACAAAUUUGUAGCUUUGUAGCAAACUUGUAGCCAUAUGAACAGAAAUAGGACAUUUAAACAAUAAACUGGCUUUAAAUGGUUUGAGCCAAGUUUUAAGGUCAAGGCAAAAUAUUACUUUUCUCUUCAAGACCUGAAUGUAAAAUCGACGCUCGUUACAUUUUUUAAUUCCUUAUUUUGUGUUUUUAAAUGUUUUCUAUGUUUGUGAUUUGUACAUUGUGUGAUUAUUUCAAAGUUGUAAAAAACUCUAUAUGCAUCUCGAACCAGGUGCACAUGAACAUACAAAUGUAAACAUACAAAUAUAUAUAUAAAUAUAUAUACAUACACCUUUCUAGUUCUACUGUAUUAUGAAGAAAUAAAACUCACUUCUUGUGUAUAUCAAUGUUACGGUGUAACCUGCCUUCACUCUCACCACGCUUUUUAACCCUGACAUGCAAACUUUUGGCAGAAAGGCAGGAGUCUCCCACAAGUGCCAUUUUCUACUGCACCCAUCAACCAGUAGAUCGCCCCCUAUCAGACAGACCAUGGAUUGCAUAUGUCAUGAGGCAGACGUCAACUAAAUCCAUUACAGAACAUGUUUUGUUUUGUUUUUCACCGCAUCUGCUGCUGUUUACUAUGCGUACAGUAUAAGCUUUAAUCCAUCAACAUCCACAUUCACGGGCACACAUUCUUAAAGUGCUGUUGCUCCUUGAAAAGGGCUCUGGAUCACCUGCAUGCCUCCCCUCCAUCCCACAACAAAAUAAAAGGGAUUUGAUAUAUUAAUGGUUUAGAAUUAGAAAGCAGUAUCUUCUCAUAGAUUUGGUACAAACUAACAGAAUUCUUUAAGGUUUUAAGUCAGGGUCACUUAGAUUAGAUCUCUCACUCUAGAUUACACAGCAAAAAAACUCUUUAUCAGUGUCUUUGUCUUGUUUUCUCAUAGAACUUAAAAUCAAGAUAAAUACAUUUGAGAAAUUAAUACUUUUUUGAAAACCUCAUUAAACCUAUUUUGCUUAAAGAAACACUAAAAGUUUCAUGGAAUAUUAAAAGUAAACAGUUGAGUUUUAGCAUUUUUUAAUCCAUUCAGCCGAUCUCUGGGUUUGACAGGAGCAUUUUUAGCUUAGCUUAUCAUAGAUCAUUAAAUCAGACUAGAGUUUAGCAUCUCGCUUAAAAAAAAGUUUUGAUAAAUUUCUUAUUUAAUGGCAGAUAAGGUCACAUGCAGCACUGUUACCUACUGUAGUUAUCUAGCUGGGGAUUCUUUUCAGGUGCUGCAUAAUAUUGAGCCAGCUGCAGCCAUGCAACAGCAGCAAAGUUCCUUGAUUAUUACGCCAGAAUGACUGUAUAGUUCCUAGCCAUAUCAGCCUAGAUAAUAGUGACUUUUAUUACAAUUUUAGUCUUAGUACAUGAUGUAACCACAGAGGAGUCAAUCUUUAAAUAGGAAAAUUAUCAAAACUCUACUGAUUGUUUUGAGUGUGAUGCUAAUGGUUCCAUCUGAUUCAAUGAUCUGUGCUAAGCCAAGUUAAAAGUGCUCCCAGCAGACCCAAGUAUAUCUGUCUGCAGACUGCAAGACGGGGGCACAAGAUGUAGGGGCGUAAUUUGUGGUAAGUUAGAGGCGUAACUUGCAGUUAUCGAGAUCCCAUAGAACCAUGAAAGAUGUCACAACGAGAUGUUGUUGGCUAGAUGGUGGACAUACUUACCAGAGUACAUUUUCAACAAAUAUUUUCGUGAGUUUUCUCCAAAUAUAUCCACAACAAAUUCCUUUGAUAUAUUAUAAUAUUAAUUCAUUUAGCAACUCCACUCAGUUAUUUCUGCAUUCGUUUUGUCAUGACAAUUAGCCUACUCGGGGUCGCCCCCUGUGGUUGCAAACAACAGAAUGACAAGCGUGUCAAGUAUAAAAAGCUGCUGCAUGCUAAAAACUGUGAUGGUUGGGUUAAGGUUUAGGGAAGGUGUAGACGUUAAUAAUGAUGAUGGUUGGGUUUAGGGUUGUGGUAGGUCUAGAUGGUUAGGUUUAGGUGUGGAGUGGGUGGUGGCUUUAAUAACUAUGUAUGGUUGUUGCUAGAUUAGAUAUGUUUGCGGCCGGAAGUAAAUGAGAAUUAUUUCUAUUAUUUAUUAAAUUUCCCAUUUAUUGUAUUUUAUUAACGUCUACCCCCACCCCAACCCUAAACCCAGCCGUCACAGUAAGGUAAAAACAGAAGUUGUAUUGGGUCUUGGCUUUAAUAACUAUGUACGGUUGUUGCUAGAUUGGAUACAUUUGCGGCCGGAAAAAAUUACUAAAUUACCCAAUAAAUUGUAUUUUUUAAUGCCUACUCCCACCCCAACCCUAAACCUAACCGUCACAGUACUGUAAAAAUAUUAAUUAUUGUUAUACAGUGUCAUGAAAAAAUGCUGCUAUAUAAAUGUGCAUAUUGCGCAUAUCCGAUAGUUGACAUGGCUCCAUAACUUCAUGUUACGCCUCUAACGUACUAAAAGUUACGCCCCUAAGGCCCCUUGAUGUUAUGCCCCUGUCUUGCAGUCCGCAGACAGACCCUACUUAGCAGACCCGGAGAUUGGCUGAAUGGAUUUAAAAAUUGUACAAUUGUACAAUUAUUUCUUUUAAAAAAGAGUUCCUUUAAAACUAUCUAUUUACCUAAUCUAUAAUAUAUACAUUAUUUCCCAAACAUAUAAUUUCAGGAAAAAAAAAACAGAUGUUAUGCUAAAACAGUGUUUUUUACAUGGAAAACAAUACAAAACCUUUGGGGGUUAAAAACAGUUUGCAGUGUAAAAUGAGAAGAAGAAUAUAGAUGUUUACAGUUCAAACUCAGAGAUGUUAAAAACUGUCAUCAAAGUGACACCAGAACACAAGAGCCUCAGGAACAGCACAAGAGGAGGUGUAAGUAUUAAAGCGCUUCGCUGAUUGCAUGUCGCUUCACGCUAAACCUUUCUUCAUCUCAGUGUAACUCACUCAACACUAGUAGCAGUCUGGACUAAAAAGGGAAAACUUGGGAAUAUUUUUGUAAAUUAAAAGUUUUCAAUAUUAUUUAUUUGCCAUUUGUUUUUUGAUGAGAAUAGAUGUGCAAGAGAUUGAUGGAAUAUAUUUUUUCUGUUGGCAUACUGUCUGUUGUUGUCUUCCCCAUCCCUCUGUUUACUCUCCUGAUUGUUUUUUGCAGUGGUUUUGUAUCUAUAUCAAUAUUAACUGUUUAGACUGUUGCAGAAAGUCUGUGAUAUCAGAAAUUAAACAAAAACAAAUAAAAAAAACACCAAGUGUCUUAAAAUAUUGUAUUGCCAUUGUUUUUAACGCCAAGUACUACUUGUAAAUGUUUGUGUUUCAGAUGUGGCCUCAAAAUCUACUACUACUAUUAUUAUUAUUAUAGCAUUUAUUUGAAAGUGCUGUAGCCCACUGCUGUAGUUAUUAUUGUUGAUAUGAAAUAAAUAUUUAUGAAAUUU
Molecule: messenger RNA, 7551 nt
Organism: Danio rerio (zebrafish)
Lineage: Eukaryota; Metazoa; Chordata; Actinopteri; Cypriniformes; Danionidae
Source: RefSeq, a predicted model, not a curated record